Molecule: messenger RNA, 504 nt
Organism: Ectocarpus sp. CCAP 1310/34
Lineage: Eukaryota; Phaeophyceae; Ectocarpales; Ectocarpaceae
Source: the annotation of a GenBank genome assembly
CUCUCUUCUUCUCUUGCCGACCCCUCCCCCUUUCUCCCGUCCCUGUGACGAUCGGCUACAUCACCAUGACGAUCGACUACAUCCAGCCAGUGGACCCGCGCCGCCUCGCCCAGGCGAAGACUUUUGCUGAUGGCGCCCUGUUCUCGGAUUGGGAGGUCGUCGCAUGCCCCAAGGACCCUGCUACAGGCCUGCAGGAGCUCGACCUCUCUCGGGUGGUGUGUAUGGCGGGCUCCAGAACUUGGGAAGGCCUGCGUCAAAUUGACUUGCCGGGCUUGUCAUCCGGCCUGUUUCGCAUGAUCAGCGACCAGACAUCGCCGGGGAAGCCGGACCUUCUCCUGGGCGUGAUGGGCACGGGGAUGCAAGCCGGUAAGGAGGUCGCAAAGUCGCCCGAGUAAAUUCUUCUCCAGACCAAGCGCGCGCUGCUGGAUGCCACGGCGAAGUAUCUCUUCACCUGCCCCACUCACGCGGGGAUUAUGCACACUGAAUGUGGGUCCUACGUAAUUU